This is a messenger RNA of Pseudogymnoascus verrucosus, 2786 nucleotides long. RefSeq lists its product as uncharacterized. Gene Ontology annotation, biological process: DNA-templated transcription; regulation of DNA-templated transcription. The record is from RefSeq and is a predicted model, not a curated record. The transcript has 5 exons. Bases 46 to 2337 code for a protein of 763 amino acids. Lineage: Eukaryota; Fungi; Ascomycota; Leotiomycetes; Thelebolales; Thelebolaceae. Gene Ontology annotation, molecular function: zinc ion binding; DNA-binding transcription factor activity, RNA polymerase II-specific; DNA binding.
UGUCAACAUCGUUCACUUUUGACCGACUCUAGUCUUCACAAAGAGAUGGCAUCGGCAUCCCGUGCUCCUAAAUUUUCGAGUAUUCGUCGUUCGAGGCCGUCGUACAGUUGUAAAAGCUGCCGGGAGAGAAGAGUCAAAUGCGAUCACACUCAUCCAAAAUGCGCCAAUUGCAACCGGAACGAUUUAGAAUGUAUCUACGAGGGGGCGGACCUAAAGCGCAAAGACCCUCCAAGAGAUGCAGCGGAGAGUGAAUCUCCCGUAAAGGUAAUGCGACAUAGGUCUCUGGUUGAAGAUCCUCAAUCCAACCAGGGAUACUUGAUAAUGCAGAAUGGUGGUCGCUCGCGGUAUGUUGAAAAUACUUUUUGGGCAUCAGUGGACAUGGAGGGCCUAGAGCUGGACUCUCUUCUUUUCGAUCUCCCGCUAUUCCCACUUGAAGAUGCCUGUUGUGCCGACCAAGACACGGGCAGUUGUGGCUCGCACACUUCAUGUCGGCAUUACACUGGCACAACCGAACCUAAUUUUUCCUUCUGGUCUUCUCGCCCGGCCGUUAUGAGAGCAAGUAACAAGGGCAUCAUGGACAUCCUGUCAGAAUUACCACCUCAGGACACUUGCGACCAGAUGUAUAAAAAUUUCGUGGAAACAGUGCACCCUCUUAUUCCGCUUCUGCAUCUGCCCACAUUCGAUAAACUGUAUCGCCGGUUUUGGGAUUGGCACAAGACUUGGGCCAUCAGUGAUUUUCCACAAGGGGUUUUGGCAGAAAACCCGAGUUUCCUGCCGAUGCUCCUCGCAGUACUGUUUACAGGUUCCCUUUCCCAUACAGGGUCGCCAAACAUUUACAUGCCUCUUGACGGUCAGAAAAAGUUGUUUGCGACGAUCCCAGUCGCCUUGGCUAUGGUUGGAUUUCCGCAUAGACCAUCUCUAUACUCAUUGAUGGCAUUCGUUCUCCUAAAUUCAAUGUUGAUUCGAGAAGAGGAAUCUCUAAGCUCGUGCUCUUUCGUUGCCGUCGCGUUUCGAGUGUGCCAGGCCAUGGGCAUUCACAAAGACGGCACGGACUUUGGUCUCGAUGAGAUACAAACCGAGGAGAGAAGAAGAGUAUGGUGCCAUCUGAUGCAUUUGGAUGUCAUGACGAGCAUUCUAUCUGGACUGCCUCUGAUUGCGUCGAGCGAGAUGUUCAGCGACACGCGCAUGAUCGGAGAGUUACGAGAUGAGUAUAUCGGCAAGGUGCAAUUGACGGAAGAUAUGGAUGGUAGUCCGAUUAUUGACCCGAACUAUAUUGUCACUGCUGGGCGCUAUGACUCCACUUCUUGCAUGCGAAACAUCCUCCUCUGGCAGUUCUCACAUAAGCCGGUAACCCUUGACAGUGUCAAAAAUAUGGAAGAGAGUAUCGAGUGGUUGCAGAUCCGAACAAAAACACGCGUCAAACGGCUCAGGCUGCAUCCUCUGGAAGAAUUAGGAAGUCCUUCGUCCCAUUCAUUCCAAUCAACACCUCGUGGUGAUAACACCGAAGAAUUAUCCCCCCAGGCGCUUUGGGGAAAAGAUUUGCUAUGCCUAAUGGUCGAGAAGGCUUACUGCCUUUUGUACCACCCAAUAAUGCAGCAUUCGACUUUGUGGAUAGAACUACGCACUAGGGCGAUCCCUCGAUUUCAAUCCUUCCUAUCAAUUUUUAUUAAGAUGUGUACCACGGACAGCUACCUCCCAUUCCAAUGGCUCUACCCAGGCGCUUACCAGCCUCUCCAAUGUGUUGCUGUUCUGUUAAUUGACCUGCUGAAGGCCCCUGUGUCUGAAGAAGCCGCAAAGUCUCGGAGUCUCCUCGAAAAUAUCUUCUCUCUUUUGGGCCCGGAAGGCCGAAUUAGUAGUGGAACACUAAACGUUAGUUCUUGGCCCAAUCAGAGGUAUGCUUCAGCCGGAGCUAAGCAGGCCUGGAUGAGACUCGAAAAGUUGAGAUCAAAGGUCUGGCAGAAGUUGGGACUAGACCAUAGUGUGCUUUGGGCGAGGACGAUCGGAAAGACUUCUCAACAGUCAUAUAGUACUGAUACAGCUCAAGCUGGGAGCUCUAUGGGUCAAACCACAGCACAACAGCCCUUACCUCCUAAUCAAAAUGAUUUUUUCUAUUCUAAUUUUCUCUUUUCUAGCGAGCAGCAGAAAAAUAGUAUUCCGUCGACCGAAUUUGGAGCUGCCAAUUUUGAUGGUUUAGACCAGCAGAAUUUAUUGCAAGACCAAACUGCCAUCGAUAGCCUGCCUGAACAAGACUUAGAAUCCUCGUGGCAAACUUCCACAUUCCAAGGUAGCUUAUCUGGUACUAUACCGCCAUUCGAUAAUAUAAAUUAUCUAGGCUAGUCAUUGCAUUCAGCAAGGACACGAAUAAAACACAGGUCAUACCUUCGCGAGAUAUUUGCAAAUUGGGGCUCAACCUAAAUUCAAAGCAUCUUCUGAGGCUGGGCUAUGGGAGGUAAAUUACAUCUAGGUUAGGAAUAGGUACUAUACUAUCCUGUCAGCCUCGCCCGUCUUACCCGUAGCCUUCGCACUCCUGCUCUCCUUAGGUUUCCUCUGCCAUAUGCUGUCCAGAUACCGUAUGUUAACACGUGUGUUGCUUUUUGCGACCCAGGACGCCUCAUUUCUAGUCGGAUCCUCGUGAGCCUUCGGCUCGGCAAGCCUUGCCCUACAUGACACUCAUCCUCGGCAUCUAACAGGCUCACCAUGUCUGACAAGUCAAUAGUUUCUUUUCCUUUACUUCCCUUAGUAUUUAACUUAUAAUAGGUCAAAGGAGCAGUUAUGUAGCCAACAUG